AUGAGCGACUCUGUUAGAGUCGCUGUUAUUGGCGCUGGUAUCAGUGGAGUGGCCACGGCUGGGCAUCUUCUGGCUGCUGGAAUUCAGGUGACGGUUUUUGAGAGAAACAAUGCAGCUGGUGGGAUUUGGGUUUAUGAUAAGCGUACUCCGAUUGAAGCCCAGUACCCAUCACCGAGACCGUCUGCUUCACAGGAAUACGUGAAGGAUGGGAGGGAAGACAAAGAAAGAAAGAUCUUGCUUCAUGCGCCUCCGGGUCUCACCAACAAUGUCUCGACUCCCUUACUACAGACAAAACUCAACGCAUGGCCAGAAGGGACUGCUCCUUUUGUGAAGCAUCAUGUCCUCAAGGAAUAUAUCCAGGAUACAUCGAGCAAGGCUGGCGUCGAUAAUAUAACCAAGUUUGGCGCCCGAGUCACCCGAGUUCAUAAGGAUGGGCCAACAUGGACAGUUCACUGGACCACUUUGAGUGAAGAUCAAGAUCCCAUUGAGAAUGAGGAGUUUGCAACGUUUGACUCGGUCAUUGUUGCCUCGGGUCAUUAUCAUACGCCUCUCAUCCCGGAUAUACGGGGUCUACCCGAAGCAAAAGCUCGAUGGCCCGAGAAGAUCUUCCAUUCAAAGUCUUUCCGAAGGUCAGAAGGAUUUGAAGGAAAGAAUGUACUAUUGCUCGGUGGAGGUGUUUCCUCUCUCGACAUAGCCAUUGAAAUCAGCGGAACCGCAGACCACGUGUAUCAAAGCACUCGAAAUGGUGUCUUUGAUCUCCCGGAGAGUGCGCUUCCAGAAAACGCCUCGAGAAUUGCCGAGGUCGAAGCAUUCGAACCUUCUACCCCAGCAUCCGCAAACGUCGAGCACUUGCCUUUGACCGUACAUCUCAAAUCCGGGGAGUCAUUGCACGAUAUAGAUACAAUUAUUCUUUGUACAGGAUACCAAAUGGCACUUCCAUUCCUCGAUGAAUACAACGACUACGGUUUGUCUGCCGCCGAGGCAAAUGACAGGGUGCUUGUCACAGAUGGCACCCAGGUCCAUAACUUGCAUCAAGACAUUUUCUACAUUCCAGAUCCCACGCUCGCAUUUGUGGGAAUUCCGUUUUACACCGCCACGUUCUCUUUAUUCGAGUUCCAAGCUAUCGCCGUGACAGCCUUCCUGUCUGGGGUUGCGCAGCUCCCAUCUACCACAAGUCUCCGGACGGAAUACGAGAGUCGUGUUAAAGAGAAGGGGCUUGGACGGAGCUUUCAUUCACUCAAGGACCGAGAGCAACCUUAUGUCGAGGAAUUGAUUCAAUGGGUCAAUACUGGAAGAGCUGAACGUGGUUUGUCUUUGAUUGAGGGUCAUACUGAGACGUGGAUUACAGAGAGAGCAGCUUUGAGUGAGAGACUUAAGUUGCUUCUAGCGGGGAAGCUUUCCCGGGCAGAUGUCCUCAAAAAUCCAUUGGAAGUGGGAAUCACUGCGUGA
Penicillium egyptiacum is the source of this 1449-nucleotide messenger RNA. The record is from the annotation of a GenBank genome assembly. NCBI's taxonomy places the organism in Eukaryota, Fungi, Ascomycota, Eurotiomycetes, Eurotiales, Aspergillaceae.